UCAUCUCAAGUGCUAGUAAAGUCACUGGAAUUUCAGUAAUAUUUAGUAUUAGUACCGAAUUUUUGCAUUGAAGCUGUUGGGUUUCCAUUGGCUGUCUAUCGAAAGCGCUAUCAAAUCGCACAAUGGCGGAGAAUGAGAACGUGAAUGGCAUUGGGCUGGGCAAGUUUAUUGGGUGUACACUGCUCAUCUUUGGCAUCUGUCUGCUGGGCGCCAUUCCGCAGUGGAUGAUAUUGUGUCUGUUUGCCAAUGAUGCCGUGAUGUACACCAUUGGGUGCUUCUUCGUUGCCUUCGUGCUGCUGGUGUGCAUCCAUUUGAUUGAGCCGCUGAAGUACUGGAGGCCCUGCAACUAUGUCGCCCUCAUCAUUUUCUACGAACUGCUGACAGUCGGCUCUGCAAGUUUCCUCAUGAAGUGGUAUCUACUUUGGUCCAUUGCGGUGAUGGUUGCGGCUCUUCUAUGCGUCGGAAUUACGCUGCUCAUUUGUCUUUUUCUAAUUUGCACCGGAUUCUAUAUGAACCCAACCAAGCUGGCCGUCGUGGGAGCAAUGCUAUUCGUUCUGACAUUCUGCAUUGAAAUUAUGAAUGUGCUGCUGUCGUGGUGGUAUUGGCAGGAUGUGGCUGUUGGUAUCUUUUUUGUGGGUAUAGCCACUUUGGUCAUCUCCCACGUGCUGAUCACGUACAACAGCUUCCAGCUCCUGGCCAGAGAUGACUCCGUGCUGGUGGCCAUUGUGCUCUAUAUCGCCUACAUACUCUUCCUCAUCGCCUGCCGCCUUUCCGCCAUCUAUAUCACGGUUAACGCCGAUCAAUCCGCCACAACGACCGAUUCAAACGAUGAUGAUUAAGAUUAUUCUGCAGCGUAAAGCGGUGUGAGGUGUAUUCAUUUUCCACAAAUGUACAUUCUCUGUGUUCAAUUAGA
This is a messenger RNA of Drosophila santomea, 913 nucleotides long. RefSeq lists its product as uncharacterized. The record is from RefSeq and is a predicted model, not a curated record. The transcript has a single exon. Bases 123 to 839 code for a protein of 238 amino acids. NCBI's taxonomy places the organism in Eukaryota, Metazoa, Arthropoda, Insecta, Diptera, Drosophilidae.